This is a messenger RNA of Cyclopterus lumpus (lumpfish), 2263 nucleotides long. RefSeq names its product HGH1 homolog (S. cerevisiae) (gene hgh1). The record is from RefSeq and is a predicted model, not a curated record. The coding region runs from base 499 to 1683 and encodes 394 amino acids. Lineage: Eukaryota; Metazoa; Chordata; Actinopteri; Perciformes; Cyclopteridae. The transcript has 11 exons.
AAAGCUGCAGCUGGCGCCCUGUGACCAACAUGAAGUUACUUCAUCAGUGAGAGACGCUAUUAAUGGUAUAAAUUCAGGUGUUUUUUUUUAAAGCGGGUGAAAGAAAAGCCAAGUAUACCCCACCAUAUUUAGAUGCUGCAUGUUUGUGUUCAUCUUCCAGAUGGUACAAAAUGUACUCGAGUCCGUUUUUGGGACCUUAUCCAGCUUCAACGAGAUCCAGCUGCGCGUGUCGAACCUGGAGGCCGCCGCGUGCUGGCCGCUAGGGGGCGGUAACCUCCACUCAGCGCUGGAAAAAGACGACGAGGAAGAAAACCCCGGAAGUCGGCGGUGUUUUUUUUUCCGGUUGCUCCACAUGUAUCGUGUACGCGUGUUGUUUAAUGUUAGGAGAGACAUAUUAAAGCCGUGAAACCGAGAAAUGAAAAAGUGGAUAAGUCUGACAGCUCGUUAAAGCUGAACGUGCCUGUGGUUUGAUUGCUGCUCAUCAGACUCUGUUAGAAGAUGCUGAGUGAUUCUGAGGCCGAGGAGCUGCUCAGCUUCUUGAGCCCCGACACGCGACCUGAUGUCAAAGGUCACACCACGGGGUACAUCCUGGGACUGUCUGGACACAGGGACGGCUGCCGCUUCCUGCGCUCUAAGCCAGACUUACUGGUCGCUCUGUUUGCUCUGACGUCCGACCCCUCUAUUGCCAUCGUGAAGGACUGCUACCACAUCUUCAUCAACCUGUCGGCUGACGAGACUCUGCACCAGGUUCUGGUGGCUGAUGUCAACGUUCUUCCAGUGUUGUUGAAGCGGCUCCUGGAUCCAGAGUACCUGUUCUCUGAUCAGAUCUGCACCAUCCUGUCCAACCUGACCCGCCUCAUCAAGACCUGCAAGACCGUGUUCAAGGUCCUCCAGGAGGAGGUGGGUCUGGCUCAGGUGGUGGACAUCUUCUGCACCGAAGGCUACAACAAGAAGGCCAAGCUCCACUACCUGAGUCCACUGCUGUCCAACCUGACGCAGCUGCCCGAGGCCAGAAGCUACAUGAUGGACAAGGACAGGUGUGUAAUCCAGAGGUUGUUUCCCUUCACUCAGUACCAGGCGUCGGUGGUGAGGAGAGGAGGAGUCAUAGGGACGCUGCGCAACUGUUGCUUUGACCACGCCCAUCACGAGUGGUUGCUAAGCGACGCCGUGGACGUCCUGCCCUUCCUGCUGCUGCCGCUGGCCGGUCCGGAGGAGCUGACGGAGGAAGAGAACGAAGGUCUACCUGUGGACCUGCAGUACCUCCCCGAGGACAAGAAGAGGGAAGACGACCCCGACAUCAGAAAGAUGUUGCUGGAAACACUUCUACUGCUGACGGCGACCCGAGCCGGCCGGGACACGCUGACGGACAAGAAGGUUUAUCCGAUCAUGAGAGAGUUCCACCGCUGGGAGAAGGACGUCCAGGUGACGGCAGCCUGUGAGAAGCUGGUCCAGGUGCUGAUCGGAGACGAGCCGGAGCAGGGGAUGGAGAACCUGAUGGAGGUGGACAUCCCUGAGGACGUGGAGGGGAAACUGAAGGAGGCGGACGCCAAAGAACAGCAGGAGCUGGAGAAGAUAAUACAGGAGGAGGAGGAGGAGGAGGAGGAGGAGAGGAGGAAGAAGAAGAAGAAGAAGAGUGAUGCAGAGGAGGCAGACAAAGGACAGGAGAGUGGACUGAUACGGUAAAGCCUGUUUCGGCUGCAUCCGUUUUUUUAAGUGAUGGCUUUUUGUCAUUCGGACAGUUAAUUAUAUAGUUUAUUAUUCCGACGCGACGGGACGAGGCUCUGUGGCGUCGGCCGGCACAGGAAGUGACAUCACGGCCGAGGGUGAAAAGAGGAGUGUUUCCUGUCUCUCACGGGCUGCGUCUAAAGUUUGGAGCCCGAGGGAUAAUCUGUGCUGCAUCAUCCUCUUCGUCUCCUGAAGUUUACUGAUGGUCACGGUUGUUGUUGUUGUUGUUGUUGUUGUUGUUGUUUGGCUCCCUGUGUCCAAUACCACAAGGAGGCAAAAAAUGUAGAAAUGCAACAACAAAAACCGACUCAUUUAACGCUUUUACUGAUUUGUAUUAUUAUUUUAAAUAACAGAUUAUGAAUGACACAUUUAUCUCAAGCUGAACAAGUGUUUAAAAAAAAAAAAAAAAAAAAACCUGAAUGACGACAUGAAUUUAACGUGAAAGUGACAACGUAACGAGGAGCAUUCUGACCGGCUCACUCUCCGGUGGGAUUGUUCACUCUUCAGCUCACUCUUAAUAAACACUUGUUUGACUGCA